AGCACUUGAUUUUAGACAUGGGCAAGCCACUACUGUGGUAUAAUGGGAGACUCUUCCUGCUUCUCCUGUUUAUGCCAGCAGUUCUGGGCUGGGGAGAUGAAGGCCACUAUGCACUUUGUAAAUUAGCAGAGGCAUACCUUAGUGAAGAUGCGUUGUUUGCUGUGAAAAAAUUGCUUCCUGCUUCUGCUGAAGGUGAUCUUGCUUCACUUUGCACUUGGGCUGAUGACAUUAAACGUCAGCCUGACUAUCGCUGGAGUGCUGCUUUACAUUUUGCUGACACCCCUGAUUACAAGUGUAACUAUGAAUACUGCAGAGACUGCCAUGAUUUUUAUGGAAAUAAAGAUCAAUGUGUCACCGGAGCAAUAUACAACUAUACAACGCAGCUCCGAUCAACUUAUGCAGGCAAAAAUUCUGUUUUGAAAUACAAUUUGACUGAGGCACUCUUGUUCUUGUCACAUUUUGUUGGGGAUGCUCAUCAGCCCUUACACCUUGGUUUCAUUGGAGACUUCGGAGGGAACACAAUGAAACUUCAUUGGUACGACAAUCAAACAAAUCUUCAUAAAGUAUGGGAUGACAUGAUUAUUGGUUCUGCUAUGGGAAGGUUCUACAACUCAGAUCUUUCAACUAUGAUACAAGCCAUUCUGGCGAACAUGAAAGAUGUUUGGUCCAACGAUGUAGCGACUUGGCAAAAAUGUGCACAUAACAUCACUGCUUGUACCGAACGGUAUGCUUCUGAAAGCGUUAGUUUAGCAUGCAAUUUUGCAUACACGAAUGUCACAGCAGGAGGCACUUUGGGAGAUGAGUAUUUCCUUUCUCGGCUUCCUAUAGUGGAGAAAAGACUGGCUCAAGGUGGUGUGCGCUUGGCUGCAACCUUAAACAGCAUCUUUGUUCCUCACACAAGAAUUGCUCAAGCUUAAAGCAAAAUAUGCAUAUGGCAGUUCUUAUUGUAUCAACUAAUGAGUAUUAGAGUCCUCUAGUUUGGUUUUGUCAUUUGUGUGUGAAACUGCGUCUGCGAAUUUAUGUGGGUUGAAUGCUUGUAGUCAGAAAUUAGUGUUCGCAGUGUGAUUCGGUAAAUUGGUUAAGAGUUCAGUAUGCUAUAUAAUAUAGAGUGGAGAAGAGUGUAGUUGGAUGUCUGAAAAUGUUGGGACAAGCCUAAUUAUUAUGUACGUGUGUUUUAAGUGUU
Neltuma alba is the source of this 1183-nucleotide messenger RNA. Its product is annotated as endonuclease 3. Gene Ontology annotation, molecular function: endonuclease activity; nucleic acid binding. The record is from RefSeq and is a predicted model, not a curated record. The transcript is spliced from 9 exons. The coding region runs from base 18 to 917 and encodes 299 amino acids. Gene Ontology annotation, biological process: DNA catabolic process. NCBI's taxonomy places the organism in Eukaryota, Viridiplantae, Streptophyta, Magnoliopsida, Fabales, Fabaceae.